This is a messenger RNA of Diaporthe amygdali, 339 nucleotides long. RefSeq lists its product as uncharacterized. The transcript has 2 exons. Lineage: Eukaryota; Fungi; Ascomycota; Sordariomycetes; Diaporthales; Diaporthaceae. Bases 1 to 339 code for a protein of 112 amino acids. The record is from RefSeq and is a predicted model, not a curated record.
AUGAGUACAGACGCGAUCAUGCUUGACAGCCCAGCGCAGACUCCCACCCCCACCCCGAAAAGCCAUAACCCAAGCCAACCUCCGGCCACUAAUGGCGCAAACGGCGACAUCACAAUGUCGGAGACUGCAGCACCCACCAACUGGCUCAACAACCAGAAGUGGAGGGACGAGUACACCACAGCAAACAGCAGGCUGGAACACCGAUCUUUCAAGACUCCGCGUGAUCCCAUGUUUCCACCCAUGGCUCAGAAUGUGCCGGGCAUGACACCAGAUCUAGAGUCUCGCCUCCGAAAUCUCGUUGCGAAGCUCAAGGAUCACGACAAGGAGAUGACCACCUAG